Molecule: messenger RNA, 7129 nt
Organism: Strigops habroptila (Kakapo)
Lineage: Eukaryota; Metazoa; Chordata; Aves; Psittaciformes; Psittacidae
Gene: MYO5C
Product: myosin VC
Exons: 41
Coding region: 54-5264 (1736 amino acids)
Biological process (GO): actin filament organization; vesicle transport along actin filament
Cellular component (GO): actin cytoskeleton; myosin complex; vesicle
Molecular function (GO): actin filament binding; ATP binding; microfilament motor activity
Source: RefSeq, a predicted model, not a curated record
UCGGGGCGGGCCGCGGCAGCGUUCCCCGCCGGCCCGAGCGGCCGCUCUGCCCCAUGGCGCUGGCCGAGCUCUACACGCAGUACAAUAGGGUUUGGAUCCCUGAUAAUGAAGAAGUUUGGCAGUCUGCAGAAAUCACAAAAAACUACAAAGCUGGAGACCGUUUUCUCCAUGUGCAGUUAGAAGAUGGAACUGAACUGAACUACCCUGUUGAUCCAGCUGCUUUGCCACCCCUCCGAAACCCUGACAUACUUGUUGGUGAAAAUGAUCUCACUGCACUUAGUUAUCUCCAUGAACCUGCUGUUCUACACAAUCUUAAAGUUCGUUUUAUGGAGUCUAGGCUAAUCUACACCUAUAGUGGAAUAAUUUUGGUUGCAAUAAACCCCUAUAAAGAGUUGCCAAUAUAUGGAGAUGCUAUUAUCCAUGCAUAUAGUGGGCAAAACGUGGGCGACAUGGAUCCACAUAUAUUUGCUGUGGCAGAAGAAGCAUACAAGCAAAUGGCAAGAAAUAACAAAAAUCAGUCUAUUAUAGUCAGUGGAGAAUCAGGAGCUGGAAAGACUGUGUCUGCAAGAUACACUAUGAGAUACUUUGCCACUGUGAGUAGGUCAAGCAGCAAUGCACAUGUGGAGGAUAAAGUAUUGGCAUCCAAUCCAAUAACUGAGGCUAUUGGCAAUGCGAAAACCACACGGAAUGAUAAUAGCAGUCGAUUUGGAAAAUACACUGAAAUCAGUUUUGAUCAGAGUUACCAGAUCAUUGGCGCUAACAUGAGAACAUACCUGCUUGAGAAAUCCAGAGUUGUCUUUCAGUCGGAGAAUGAGAGAAACUACCACAUAUUUUAUCAGUUGUGUGCAUCUGCUACGCAACCUGAAUAUAAGCAUCUCAAAUUGGGAAGCGCAGAAGAAUUUAACUACACAAGAAUGGGUGGCAGCACAGUAAUAGAAGGAGUUGAUGACAGAGCAAAUAUGGUGGAGACUCAGAAGACAUUUGCCUUACUGGGUCUGAAGGGGGAUUUUCAGAUGGAUGUUUUUAAAAUGCUGGCAGCAAUCCUACACUUGGGCAACGUGGAAAUAACAGCUGUUGGAGAUGAAAGAUCAGCCAUCAGUCUGAAGGAUAAACAUCUUGAUAUAUUCUGUGAACUGCUGGAUUUAAACUGGGACAAAAUGGCACAAUGGUUGUGCCACCGAAAGAUUAUCACUACCUCAGAGACUGUAAUAAAGCCAAUGACAAGAGCUCAGGCUGUUAACGCAAGGGAUGCUCUGGCAAAGAAGAUCUAUUCCCACCUAUUUGACUUUAUUGUGGAAAGAAUUAACCAAGCUUUGCAGUUCCCUGGCAAACAACAUACUUUUAUUGGUGUUUUGGACAUUUAUGGCUUUGAAACAUUUGAUGUGAAUAGUUUUGAACAAUUUUGCAUCAAUUAUGCUAAUGAGAAACUGCAGCAGCAAUUUAACCUGCAUGUCUUUAAACUUGAACAAGAAGAAUAUAUGAAGGAAGAUAUCCCAUGGACUUUAAUUGACUUCUAUGACAACCAGCGUGUCAUUGACCUUAUUGAAGCUAAAAUGGGAAUUUUGGAACUUCUGGAUGAAGAGUGCUUGUUGCCUCAUGGAACAGAUGAAAACUGGCUUCAAAAACUAUAUAAUAAUUUUGUCAAUAAAAAUGCACUCUUUGAAAAGCCAAGGAUGUCAAACACAUCUUUCAUCAUUCAACACUUUGCUGAUAAGGUAGAAUACAAAUGUGAAGGAUUUCUGGAAAAAAACAGAGAUACAGUACACGAAGUAUUGAUUGAAAUCUUGAAAGACAGCAAGUUUCAUCUGUGUGCAAAUUUUUUUCAAGACAGUCCAGUGUCCAUUUCACCUUUCAGUUCAACUAUAAACAUCAAAUCUGCAAGACCUGUUCUCAAGUCCCCUAACAAACAACUCCGGAUGACAGUUGGCAGUAAGUUCCGGAAUUCUUUGUCUUUACUUAUGGUGACACUCAAUGCAACCACCCCUCAUUAUGUACGAUGCAUAAAGCCAAAUGAUGAGAAGUUGCCUUUUGAGUUUGAUUCAAAACGAGUUGCUCAGCAACUGCGAGCAUGUGGUGUUUUGGAAACUAUUCGAAUUAGUGCACAGAGCUACCCGUCCAGGUGGACUUACAUUGAGUUUUUCAGCCGUUAUAGCAUCCUUAUGACACAGCAGGAACUUUCCAUAAAUGAUAAGAAGCAGAUUUGCAAGAUUGUUUUGCAGCGGCUAAUCCAGGAUCAUAACCAAUAUCAGUUUGGGAGAACAAAAAUUUUCUUCAGAGCAGGACAGGUUGCUUACUUAGAAAAGCUGCGAUCAGACAAACUGAGACAUGCAUGCAUCAUGGUCCAGAAGAGUGUUCGAGGCUGGCUGCAGCGGAAGAAAUUCCUUCGUAUAAAACAAGCAGCUCUUACAAUACAGCAGUAUUUCCGGGGGCAGCGGACUGUACGGCAAGCUAUAACUGCAAGAACUCUGAAGGAAACAUGGGCAGCUAUAAUUAUUCAGAAAUACUGUCGGGGUUACCUGGUCCGUAGACUUUGCCAGCUCAUCCAUGUGGCUGCUGUAACAAUUCAAGCUUAUACAAGAGGAUUUCUAGCAAGAAAAAAGUAUCAGAAGAUGCUUGAAGAGCACAAGGCUGUGAUCCUUCAGAAGUAUGCCCGUGCAUGGCUUGCCAGGCGCAGAUUUCAGAAUAUUCGUCGGUUUGUAUUGAAUAUCCAGCUUUCAUACAGAGUUCAGCAACUGCAGAAGAAGAUAGAAGAGCAGAGUAGAGAAAAUCAUGGUUUGCUGGAGCGAUUGACCAGUCUGGCUUCUACCCAUAUGAAUGACAUGGAUACAAUUCAGAAACUUGAAUUGGAUCUUCAAAAGUUAACUGCUCAGAAGAGAACAUGUGAAGAGAAAGGGAAAAAAGAUAAAGAGGACAGUGAACAGAAAAUCUUAAAACUUGAGAAUUGGAAUAAAGAAUUACAAGAACAGAAAAAGACCUUAGAAAUAAAGCUCCAUGAAAAAACUGAGGAAAUGAAAGAGAAAAUGGAUGACCUCACGAAGCAACUCUUCAAUGAUGUACAAAAAGAAGAAAAUCAGCGAAUGAUACUCGAGAAAAAUUUCCAGAAUCAGAAGCAGGACUAUGAAAAGGAGAUUGAGUUGCUCAAGGGAGAAAUUAAGAUUCUGAAAGAAGAAAAAAAUCAGCUACAGCAACAAAUUCAGCAAGAAAUUGUCAUUCAGGAUGGCUUGAAAAUGGAAGUAGGACAACUUACAAAACAAGCACAGAAAAUACCUGAGUUACAAAAGGAAAUUGAGCUGCUGCAGACACAAAAAUUGGAUGUUGAAAAGCAGGCCCAGUCACAGAAGCGAGAAUUGAGGGAAAAGAUGUCAGAAGUUACACAACAGCUUCUUGAAAGUUACGAUUUUGAAGAUGUGAGAAGCAGACUCUCUACAGAGGAUUUGGAACACCUAAAUGAGGAUGGAGAACUGUGGUUUGCUUACGAGGGCUUGAAAAAAGCUACAAGAGUAAUGGAAAGUCAUUUCCAGUCUCAGAAAGAAAUAUAUGAGAAGGAGAUUGAAGGUUUGAACUUUAAAGUUGAACAUCUCAGCCAAGAUAUUAAUCAUCUACAAAAGUUAUUUCGAGAGGAAAAUGACAUAAAUGAUGGUAUUCGACUUGAAGUUAGCAGACUUACUUCAGAAAACCUGGUGAUCCCAGAUCUUAAACAGCAAGUUUCUGAACUUGAAAAUCAAAAACUAGAUCUUGAAAACCGUCUUCAAGAACAGACUGUGAAGUUGAAAGAGAUGUCUCAUCGGCUGCAUUACGAGCAAGAAGGGGAGAGAACACAAAGAAGAAGUAAUGAGGCCCAGAAUGAAGUAAGCAUAAAAGAAAAAGAGAGACUGAAAGUCAACACCCAAGAAAUUGAGGGUCUGAGCAAUGGUUUGGUGCAAGAUGAAACCCAGGAUGAAGUACAAAGCAAGAUAAAGCAAGAGACAACACGACUUACUGUUGAAAACAUGGAUCUUGAGGAAAAACUAGAUAUGAAAGAUAGAAUAAUAAAAAAAUUGGAGGAUCAGAUCAAAACUCUUACCAAGACUAUUGAAAAAGCUGAAGCUCAUGUGCCAAAUUCGUCCAAAGAGUACAUUGGAAUGAUAGAGUACAAAAAAGAAGAUGAAGAAAGGAUCAUUCAAAAUCUCAUCCUCGAUUUAAAGCCACGUGGAGUUGUAGUUAAUAUGAUACCUGGCAUUCCAGCUCACAUCCUGUUCAUGUGUGUGAGAUAUGCAGAUUAUCUGAAUGAUGCUGACAUGCUGAAAUCCUUCAUGAAUGUAACCAUUGAUGGCAUCAAGCAAGUUGUUAAGGAACAUUCAGAAGACUUUGAGAUGAUGUCCUUCUGGCUUUCCAAUACAUAUUAUUUUCUUAACUGUUUGAAGCAGUACAGUGGGGAAGAGGAAUUCAUGAAGUGUAACACUCCACGUCAGAAUGAGAACUGUUUGAAGCAUUUUGAUCUCUCGGAAUACAGACAGAUUCUUAGUGAUUUGGCCAUUCGUAUCUAUUAUCAAUUCAUUGUUGUAAUGGAGAACAGCAUUCAGCCCAUGAUUGUACCAGGCAUGCUGGAAUAUGAAAGUCUUCAGGGAAUUUCUGGUUUGAAACCUACAGGGUUCCGUAAACGUUCUUCUAGUAUAGACAACACGGAUACCUACACGAUGACCUCUAUCCUGCAACAGCUCAGCUAUUUUUAUAGUACUAUGUGCCAGAAUGGCUUGGACUCUGAGCUUCUAAAGCAGGCAGUGAAGCAGCUUUUCUUUCUGAUUGGAGCUAUCACCCUCAAUAGCCUCUUCCUCCGCAAGGACAUGUGCUCGUGUAGAAAAGGAAUGCAGAUAAGAUGUAAUAUCAGCUACUUGGAAGAAUGGCUUAAGGACAAGAAUCUUCAAAGCAGCAAUGCCAAAGAAACUUUGGAGCCUCUAUCUCAGGCAGCCUGGCUCCUUCAGGUCAAAAAGAUCACAGAUGAUGAUGCCAAGGAAAUAUGUGAACACUGCACAUCUCUUUCUACUGUGCAGAUAGUUAAGAUCCUCAACUCAUACACUCCAAUAGAUGAUUUUGAGAAAAGAGUGACUCCAUCAUUUGUUCGUAAAGUCCAGGCUAUGCUAAACAAUCGUGAGGAUGCUCCACAGUUGAUGCUCGAUACCAAAUAUCUCUUUCAAGUGAUGUUUCCUUUCACCCCCUCUCCACAUGCCUUGGAACUGAUACAAGUCCCCAGCAGCUUCAAACUUGGCUUUCUUACAAGGGUUUAGUAAAACCAAUGCAUUGGUAUUUCCUCAGAGACUAUAUGAAGACAGGCAGACUUCCAUGGUUCCGCCUGGUGGAUAGCAUUGUAGCUUGCAGUGAAUUAAACUGUUAAAAACUUGUUCCUGAGUCAAAACUUCAAAGCAGGAAUAAUUUGAGCUUGUGAAUUCCUUCUCUCUCUUUUUACUUGUCUCCCUGCACUACAGUCCUACAGUGAUUACUUUAUAUCAUCAACUGGACACAAAGCUAACCAUACAGUUUCUUAGCCCAAACCUGACAAGAAAAGCGUUUAUCUGACAAGUUUCCAUUGGUGUUCUCGCAGCACCAGUCAGAGGGGAAGACGUGAUAAAUGUUAUUACCUUACCAUUUUCCUUGCCUUUGUUUCCUGUAACAAGAGAUUUUUUUUCCCCACGGUAAUUCUAUUCAUUGCCUUGAUACACUGGAUCUGGUUUACAGUAGUUUUUACCCUUCUAUACUACUUGUGCCUUUAUUCCUUUCAUAAAAGAAGUCUUUUCUAACAGUUCUUCCAGAAGACUGUAGUAGGAGGGAAGGGAAGGUCCUUCCACAAUUGUAUAAAAAAAUCAAUAUAAAUAGCUACAUUGAAACUGGGGAACUCGGACCAAUCUAAGAGAAUUACAAACGCACAUUGUCUCUUUGUAGGCAUGCUGGCUUGGCUUACUGAAUGCUUGCACUGCAGCUUUUCAGCCAGGGGAAGGACUCAGGUGCUCUUUUUGAAGACAGGUUUCAAUUUUGUUCUUGGCAGUGACAAGUCUGGAUUUUCAUUUUUUCAGUCAUUAUAAUAGAAAAGUCAGAUAAGGAAUUCAUGUUAUGAUCCAGGUUUGAAUUACAAACUUGUUCUCUAAAAAACCAGGAGUCAUCUCCUGGUUUGGUUCCUUCUCUAGGGCAGUGUAUUUCAGAAUAUACACAGUAUGCACACAUGUGCACAUCAUCUUUCUCCCUUUUCUUUUUUGCUGGUUUUCCUCCUCCAGUCCAGACACUGAGUAGGAGUGAAUGCAGGUACUGUGGUCUGGUGUUACUGAUAAACCAAGAUUAAUUCCUUCCAUUUCAUCUUUAUUUCAUUUCAAUUGUGGGAUCCUCAGAAGCAGAAGUGUGGUCCCCUUUUUGCUUUGUCCAGCUUCUCCCUGUAGUCAGAAGGCAGCAAACAGUAACUUUAUUUAGUACUGGACCCUGUCAGAGCAAAUGGAGAAACAGCAUUCACCUCAACACAGUGAUGACUCUCUUUAGGAAUUCCUCAGUAAAUAAUGCUAGAUUUCUGGCUACUCUAUUAGACAUAGUUUUUAAAAUUGAGCACUAAAGGUUUGGAAUAUUGAAGUAUUCUAAUUAAUUUAGUUGAUUUGAAUAUUACAGAAAGGAACAAUUGAUUUUAUUACACAGUAUUAGUACUGCUUGUUUAAUUUCACAGAACAAUCUGUAAAUAUAAAGGAAUGAUUCUUGUUAUUUAGUAUUCUUGGUGUUUACUAUGUACAGUGAAAUAUUCAUGGUGAUAUUCACAGAGAUAUAUUCAAAAUAUAUGAUGGAAAAAAAAUCUGUGUUUUGUUGAAUAACAAUAAAAACUGUACAAAAAUAUUGCAGACGUAGGUAGACUAGUAAUUUUAUCUGUUAAAUAAAGUAGCUUUUAAACCAGUUUGUAGUGUUUUGAGUGAUGCAAUAGUUAUGUUUUCAGUAUUGGAUCAUUUGAAACUUGUAACUGUGUGAAUAUCAGUGAAUACUGUCAGUUUUGUAUUGCACCAUAAACAUCUAUUUCUUUGCAAUGGUGUAUCUUCCUGUCAGAAUGCUAUGCUGUCCUGGCUUCUCAUGAAUUUCUGUAAAUAUUUUCCUGCAAGCAAGUUUUGUUGCUUUAAUUUAUAUAUAG